AUGUUAUUGAUUAGUUUUGUAGAUCCAUUCUAAUAUUAGAUUUUUGAUGGCUUCUAUUAUAAAAUAUAAAAAGUAAAUUAAUCUUCAUUUAGGGUGUACCUAUAGAUCAUCAAAGAUAUAAUGAAACUAUUAGUAAAAUGAUCACAGAUUAAAUUCGAUUAUUUAUUCACAAAAUCCCAAUCCUUAAAGAUAAUAGAUUCUUCUCUCUUCUGAGAAUGGAAUUUAUUGAAGCAGAUUAAAUCUAUCUUAUGUCUAUAAGUAUCAUUUUUAUUAUCACAUAAAGCUCCAAAUAUUGAUAAAGAUACAUAAAUAAAAGAUUAUUUGACAAGUCUUAUAGUUUCUACAUUGUAAUUAAUUAAUUUCCAAUAAAUCUAAAGACUAUCCCUGUAUCAGAUUGAAAAUCAUUAUCAAUAUUGA
This is a messenger RNA of Paramecium primaurelia, 417 nucleotides long. The record is from the annotation of a GenBank genome assembly. NCBI's taxonomy places the organism in Eukaryota, Ciliophora, Oligohymenophorea, Peniculida, Parameciidae.